Messenger RNA from Lingula anatina, 2678 nucleotides. RefSeq lists its product as uncharacterized. NCBI's taxonomy places the organism in Eukaryota, Metazoa, Brachiopoda, Lingulata, Lingulida, Lingulidae. The record is from RefSeq and is a predicted model, not a curated record.
CAACAGACGCAGAGGAUGUCUCUCUCCAGAAAACAGUGAAAUGGCCGACAUUCAAGAGGAAACAGCUAGCCCUUCUAGGCAUUUGCGGUUUUUGAUGGACAUCAGAAAUGACGCUUCCAUCAAAGAGCGGGAAAAUACAGAAACGGAUUUAGAACAAAAUGAACUCGGCGUUCUUGCCCAAAGUGUGAUCCACAAGGACUCCUACUCUGUCGACGGUUUUUCUUCUCGUGAUGAUUUCUCUUCAAGACCCGACAUUUCCAGAGACAGUUCUUCAAAUAAACAGGCUAGCGAAGACAGUCUGGGCAGUUUGGUCUUCGGUCAAAACCAAGACGUGGGACUUCAGUUCGUGAAAACGAGACGCAGUAAAAAACAGCCUGAUGUUCUUCCUGAAGUCCCGGAUGUGGCGUCUCUGGUGGCCAUGUUUGGGCUCCCGAACCCGUUCAAGGAGGUAGCCCAGAGAAACAGCAUCAUGGUCGACCGAGAACUUCUGGACGAUUUUACCCUUCUGACGCAAGAAAAAGACCGAUUCAAAAGUUACCCAGGCCGCUGGAGAUACUACAUUUGGCUAGUGCUAUGUACGCUAGGGAUGCUUUACUGCUUCUCCUACGCUUUCAUCUUGAUCGUAUGUAUGCUGGGUUUCAUACCAAGCAGUCGCCUCGGUGACAAGUUGAAGCUAUACUGCAACUCUGGGACCACGCUGUUUCUUCUGUAUUACCUUCUGGUACAGUUUGUCAUAUUCAACCAGUUUUACCACGCGCUUCGCUGGUUGAGGAAUUUUUCGCGAUUCAAGUUGUUCAGCGUCCGAAGGAACAUCGCCAGCCGUUCUCAGAUGCGCCCGGUUUUUCAGCUGUUUCUCUACUAUUGCUUGUUCGUUGGCAUCGAUAUCAUUGACACAAGUUUGGACUGUGCAACUGACCAGGAGUUUAAAGUGGACCUUUUCUUUUUUAACGUAGCAAAGGAUGAACAUAUUCCGAGAACUAUUGCGGAAUGUUACGGCGUUACUUUCCCCAUAAACGUUAUCUUAUUUCUACCCGUUUUAGCAUACGGGACGGCGAGCCUUGUCAUUGCCCAAUACAUCAAAUGCCACGCCCGUCUACUUGACCGAUUUAGGGAGAAAAUGCAAAGAUUUGGACCCGUAAAAUCACUUCGAAUCAUCAAGGAAAAAUUUCUUUGGCGACAAACCGAUUCUUUACUUGAAAUAGAUAACUUUAUUAUCCAUAUAAUGUACUUUGGAUCGGGAACUGUGCUUAUAUAUUCCAAUGUCUUCAUCAAUGGCAAAGACAACGACUUUCUGAAUUGGAUUCGGAACGUUAUUGAGAUUUUACGGAUCGGAAUUAUUUUCUUGCCGCCAUGGUACGCCAUUUCUGCGGCUCUGAUCAAAUUGCAAUCGUCGUACACGCACCUGCGCCGUGACGUAGAGUCACGUGUGCUUCAAGGCGAUCAACCAGAGAACGCAGAAUUUGGGUGGGAUGUAACAAUGGGCGUGUUUUACACCGCGCCUUGUCGAUCAAGAGGCUAUUUUUCCCAUUGGCACGGCGUUACCAUUGACAAAUAUUGGAUUAUUACUGUGACGCUGAGCACCGUGAUGCUGAUUUUUUGGAACAUCGUUGGGAACAUGAAAGGGAUCCGUUACGACGAGGAAAACAUGGAUUACGAUCACAUAAAAUGCGAUCAGUGGGUGAUCGCACUCAGUGCCGUUUGCGGGAUGAUUUUAAUGCUGACUUUUUUGAUGCAGCAGCCUAAGGCGCGCGUUGGUGUUGUCUCCAAGCAGCGGGUGUCACCAGAACAUACCAAGAUUGUUAUUAUCAUUGGAGUCAUUGUCCUGCUACUGGUCAGUCUUAUACCAGUGCUUGUAUUCUCAAUCACCUGCCCAACAGCAGAUGAUUGCCCUUGCUCGCACUCAAAUUUUAGAAAUAUUUCGAUUAUUGAUCAUGAUCAUGAACAUUGACAUUGAAAACGUCGUGGUUGCGCCAUCAGUUCUAAGAUGUGGGUUAUUUUGGGAGAAGGUAGAGACAUUAACCUCUUAAUUGGUUCAGAUUCUUAUAAAAACGUUAUCAAAAGGAAAACGCGAUCUUCACAUUAAGAUCUUGAUCCUUUUCGCGUUUUAAUCACAAAACGCACCUAUAUUUCUUGAGCUUUUUCAGCCCUUACUGUUGCUGCAGCUGGCCAAUGGAUUGACCAAGAGAAGACAGAAAGCAGACGAUAACAGCCUUAUAUGCCAAGCACACGAAUACGCUUUCACUUGUUAUGUUGUAAUUUACAUUCUUUUCCUGAUAAAAAUUGAAAACUCUUUCCUCAAAACAUUGGAGAUGCCAACGUACCUCUUCAAUUCCGUUCAUAGCGCAAUGUGCACUUGCAAUAGCAAUAGCCCUAGGCCUAUGGAUUACCCUUGGCCUGCAGAUUAAGACAUAGGCCUACACUAAUUUCACCAUUUUUUUAAAUGACAACUGAAUUACACGAUCAAGCCUCAUAAACGAUGUAUAAUUGCCAUUUGUUAUCUUCAGCCCGAUUGAGAACAAACUGCAGUUGCUUUUGACAGAGAUUUCUAUCAUUCUUAAGAUCAAUUUCAGAAGACAAAAUUUUAAAAUCUUAUAACUAAAUCAACGAAAGAAAAAAAAAACAAUCGUCAAUUUCAGAAAAAGGAAAUUUAAAAGAGGCAUUCAUGCAUAUUUUGACUU